Molecule: messenger RNA, 4457 nt
Organism: Pseudomyrmex gracilis
Lineage: Eukaryota; Metazoa; Arthropoda; Insecta; Hymenoptera; Formicidae
Gene: me31B
Product: putative ATP-dependent RNA helicase me31b
Exons: 8
Coding region: 439-1773 (444 amino acids)
Biological process (GO): cytoplasmic stress granule assembly; P-body assembly
Cellular component (GO): P-body; cytoplasmic stress granule
Molecular function (GO): mRNA binding; ATP binding; RNA helicase activity
Source: RefSeq, a predicted model, not a curated record
GGUGCGGUUCGUGUAUACCGAACAAGCAAUAAUCGUCGCUGGCAUUCGACGCAGUGCAUUAGUCAGGAGUUCGAGUUACUGCAAGCUUAAACGUAAAUCACGAGAACGCAGAGAAGAGAGACAGAAGCGAAUUUCUUGGAGAAGUCGACCCCGCGCAUCACACGCGAGAACAAUUUUUUUUUUUUUUUCGGAGCGCCCAACGAAAACGAACGAGUGUACGCUGUGAGAGAGAAAAAAAAAGCGCACCGAACGGUGUCUCCGACGCGGUCGCUGGCGCUGCGUGAUAGUCGACGAAAUUGACAUUGGGAACGGCCAUUUUGGCGUAUUGUUUCCCCCUGAUCGAGUGCUAGAGGCACACAUAACACACACACGGCAUCGACGUCCAUCCGUUUUUGAGGAAAAGAAAGUAUACAGUAUAUACACUAUAAUAGUUCCAAAAUGAUGACAGAGACGCAUAUGAACUCUAAUCACAUGUUAAAUUCUGGUUUAUCUAAUAAAUCAGAAAUAGACAAAAUGGAUGAUGUGGGUUGGAAAGCCAAAUUAAAAAUUCCACCAAAAGAUAAAAGGAUCAAGACAAGUGAUGUUACUGACACGCGAGGUAACGAGUUUGAAGAAUUUUGCCUAAAACGAGAAUUAUUGAUGGGAAUUUUUGAAAAGGGAUGGGAGAAGCCAUCACCGAUUCAAGAAGCAAGUAUUCCCAUUGCACUUUCUGGUAAAGACAUCUUAGCGCGAGCGAAAAAUGGAACUGGUAAAACAGGAGCUUACUCUAUUCCAGUGUUGGAACAGGUUGACCCAAAAAAAGACGUAAUCCAAGCACUGGUGAUUGUACCUACAAGAGAGUUAGCGUUACAGACAUCACAAAUUUGUAUCGAGCUUGCAAAGCAUAUGGAUAUUAAAGUGAUGGUCACUACUGGUGGAACCAACUUACGCGACGAUAUUAUGAGGAUUUAUCAAAAAGUACAAGUGAUAAUAGCAACACCAGGAAGGAUUCUUGAUCUAAUGGAUAAGCAUGUAGCAAAUAUGGGCGAAUGCAAAAUUCUAGUUUUGGACGAAGCAGACAAACUGCUGUCACAAGACUUCAAGGGAAUGUUAGAUCAUGUAAUAUCUAGAUUGCCACCACAACGUCAGAUUCUAUUGUAUUCAGCUACAUUUCCUCUAACUGUGAAACAAUUUAUGGAGAAACAUUUGAGAGAUCCAUAUGAGAUUAAUUUAAUGGAAGAAUUGACUCUGAAGGGCGUAACGCAAUAUUACGCUUUUGUACAGGAACGACAAAAAGUUCACUGCCUUAACACGUUAUUCUCCAAGUUGCAAAUAACGCAAAGCAUAAUCUUCUGCAAUUCGACACAACGUGUUGAAUUACUGGCUAAGAAAAUAACAGACCUUGGGUAUUGCUGUUAUUAUAUACACGCGAAAAUGGCGCAGGCGCACCGCAAUCGCGUAUUCCAUGAUUUCCGUGCGGGAUUAUGCCGAAAUCUUGUGAGCAGUGAUCUAUUUACACGUGGUAUUGAUGUUCAAGCUGUGAACGUCGUAAUCAAUUUUGACUUUCCGAAAAUGGCAGAAACAUAUCUGCAUCGAAUCGGUCGUUCUGGUAGAUUCGGCCAUUUAGGUAUAGCAAUUAACCUAAUCACGUACGAAGAUCGUUUCAACCUACAUCGUAUCGAACAGGAACUUGGAACAGAAAUAAAACCUAUCCCAAAGGUGAUAGACCCUAGUUUGUACGUAGCAAGACCAGAAGACAAUAAUAGUAUGGAAGAGGGUAAUGUGUCCAAGUAGUUUCGAUACACCGUCAUACAUAACAAAUAUACAAUGAUAAUAUAAGUUUGUAUACUAAGGCGUGAAUGUGAAUCUUUUGAUUGAUGUGUGAUCAGAGUUGAAUGUUUGUGCGAGUCAAUCUUUGUACAUACAAAAAAUACAUUUAUUAAAUGUACAUAGCCUACGAAACUAUUACAGAGUCAAGCCAUCAUCAAGAUGCACAAUAUGUAAACAGAUAUGUGAAUAACAACGUGUAUAAUCAAUCAUUGCAUUUUAUCAUAACUGUAAAUAUUACACGCGCGAGUACACACAACAUCGUUUUAAUAGGAGAUUUUUAUACAACAGCUUUCAUUCUUCCAGUAUUUCUUUUCUUUUGUUGUCUGACGAUGAUAAAAAAAAGGGCAUGUUAAAGAAAGAAUAUACUGUCGGUCAAUCUUUGCUGAGUACAACAUACCGGUCCACAUGUGCUCAUUACUUUUCUACUGUUAUGCAUAUGUAUAAAUUGCCCUUAGAACAUCGAUAUUUAAGGUCAUAUAUACAUACAGAUCGUACCCACAGAUCUCAGCGCGAUCUGAAAAUUGGAUAUUAAAAUAUCAGUUGUAAAGUUUGAUCAUGGCUUGAUUUUGCUAAGUGUCAAAUACCGUCAAACAACUCUGAAGUUCAAGUCACUCGUUAGCGCUUUAAAAACUAUCUUAUCUUUUCUGUUUGUAUAUACCUAAUCAUCUUUGUAAAAAUUGUUUUUUCUCUUUUCUUUUUCUCUCUUUUUUUUUUUUUUUUUUUAAGCAUAAUCGGAGUUUCCUUUUACAGUGAUUGAGAAUCAGAGAUUGUACAAUGGACUAGUUUUAUAUAAUUAGUUUUUAUAAAGAACAGACUACAAUUUAGGUUUAUAGGAGCAAAAAUUCUUACAAAAUAGAGAAAAGUGAUACCAAAAUAUUUCAUUGUCCGAGGCGAAUUCGUCUCUAAUAAAUGAAAUAUUAACGGUAAUUACAGAGUAUGAAAUGAUAUAAAUAUAUUUGGGGCUGCAGUAUCAAUUGUAACUGUAACUCUUUAUCACAGCGAUUGUAGAAUAGAUAUACAGUGAUGUGAGAACGCUGACACAAGAGGGACAUUUUUUUAAGAGGAGGAAACAAUGAUUGUAAACUGUUCAACGAUCAGCCGUGUAUAUUUGACACGGUGCGUCCGUGUGAACGGUUGUUCACUGUGAAAGUAUUGGUUUUUCAAAUUAAGUGGCGAUGUAGCAUUAAGAUUUCUUAGGCGCUAUUACAUGGUCAAACAGUAGCUCGCGCAUAGUUGAAGAAAAGCGUAUGCCUCUCUUUACAAAGUGAUGAAAAGAGUAGCAUUUGUGUAUUGAAUUGUAACAUUCAAGUAUAUUGUAGUAAGGUUUUUUUUUUUUUUUUCUUCAUUUUUUUUCACAUUGUCAUCGUCUUCAUCACGCGCGAGAGUAAAUGGCCGCUUGGCCGAAGGUUCGAAACUAUUUGGGAUUUCUGCGACUUGAAUUGAUAAGGUCGUGGUAUAGAGAUUCGUGCCUUACAUCACAAAUUUUUUGUCAUGCAAACAUUUGUGUCAUAGACGUUAUGUGUUUUAUUGUGCGACGAGCAAUUUUCGUCAAGAGCAAUAGAUAGUGCAUUAAAGAAUAACUUGCUUAUCUCUUUAGCAUUAUUUUGAGUGUUGAUAUCAAAUGAAUGUAGAUAAAACUGAAUUUUAAGUCGGUUUUUUUUUUUUUUUUAAUUUUAGAUUUAUUGGUUAUUCUGAUAUGUAUUUUUCGAGUUUAAAUUUCUACAUCUCCUUGAUAAAACUUUAUACGAUAUAUGUGUAUUCGUUGAAUUCAAAUGAUCAAAUGGCGGAACUAACGAAAUAAAUGAGUGGCGAAAACUAAUUUGUACAGCUGGUAAAAUGGUAUUCGGGAAAAGUGAUGAAUGAUCUAACAUUCGGAUCAACGAAAACUUUUUCGAACUAACGUCUCGACUACUGUGCGACUCUCUUCUAAAAUUCUGGCAGAUAAAAAUCUAUCUUGCACAAGCGAGAAAGUACCGUUCGUUAAAAGAUAAAAAAAAAAAAAAAAUAAAAUAAAACGGGAUUGUCUCCGUCGAUCCGUCAGAACGCUAUCUUUCGCUUGAUUCAAGAUAAUGAAGGAAAGUAAUCUGCCAAACGGUGGUGCCAUGUGAAAUACAUAAUUUUGAAAAACCAGCGAACAUUGGAAGACUAAUUUACAUCUGGUUCCUCCUCUGCGAAGUGCGUGUCGGUCGUUAUAAUACUGUAUAUUUUAUAUUGUAUAUAUACUUACAGUAUACAUAUGUAUACAUGUGUUUUUUUUAUACUGCAGCGCCGAAUAUAUUAGCGAAAUGCAGCAUGCAAGCAAGAUUCGUAAUGACAUUGUCUGAAGAAUACAACAAUUUCGAUGUAAACGAAACUUUCUAGAUACAAAAAGUAUUACUAUUUGGUUUAUUUUUCCUCACUUUGGGGGAAAAAACGUUCAGGACAUUUUGUUCGUGUAGUAAAGGGCCAAACUAGCCAGUCGUCAGACGGGCGUGCAUCAAACGGGUACAGAUUAUGGACGGUAUAUAUACCUAGCUGUGAAAUCCUGUGAUGCACAAAUUUAAAGUGAAGAAUCAAUCAUUUGGGAAUCAAUUUGUUCGAAGUGGUUUUUGAACGGGGUACAUAAAGCAGCAUUUCCAAAACAGAAAUAAAAAAACAGGGGGGGGGGA